Messenger RNA from Nothoprocta perdicaria, 2052 nucleotides. It is a transcript of the gene PDE7A, whose product is annotated as phosphodiesterase 7A. Lineage: Eukaryota; Metazoa; Chordata; Aves; Tinamiformes; Tinamidae. The coding region runs from base 1 to 1356 and encodes 451 amino acids. The transcript has 13 exons. Gene Ontology annotation, molecular function: 3',5'-cyclic-AMP phosphodiesterase activity. The record is from RefSeq and is a predicted model, not a curated record.
AUGGAGCAGUCACUGGCAGGCCUCAAACCUGCCUCUGGAAACCUGCACGAUGAUGGAGAUAGACGUGGGGCAAUUUCCUAUGACAGCUCUGAUCAGACUGCGCUGUACAUUCGUAUGCUAGGAGAUGUGCGAGUAAGAAGUCGGGCAGGAUUUGAAACAGAGAGAAGAGAUUCUCAUCCAUACAUUGAUUUCCGUAUUUUUCACUCAAAUUCUGAAAUUGAAGUAUCUGUUUCUGCGAGAAAUGUCAGAAGAUUGCUUAGUUUCCAGCGAUACCUGAGAUCUUCCCGUUUUUUCCGUGGUAUCACUGUUCCAAAUUCUUCAAAUAUUUUAGAUGAUGAUUACAAUGGACAAGCAAAGUGUAUGCUGGAGAAGGUUGGAAAUUGGAAUUUUGAUAUCUUUCUUUUCGAUAGACUGACAAAUGGAAACAGUCUAGUCAGCUUAACCUUCCAUCUGUUUAAUCUUCAUGGACUAAUUGAACACUUCCAGUUAGAUACGAUGAAACUUCGUAGAUUUUUGGUUAUGGUUCAAGAAGAUUAUCACAGUCAAAACCCUUACCAUAAUGCAGUUCAUGCUGCUGAUGUGACUCAGGCCAUGCACUGUUACUUACAAGAACCUAAGCUUUCCCAAUCUUUAACUCCAUGGGAUGUUCUGCUCAGUUUAAUUGCAGCCGCCACACAUGAUCUGGAUCACCCAGGCGUUAACCAACCUUUCCUAAUUAAAACCAACCAUUACCUAGCAACUUUAUAUAAGAAUACCUCAGUAUUAGAGAACCAUCACUGGAGAUCAGCAGUAGGGUUGUUGAGAGAAUCUGGCUUAUUUGCACAUAUGUCAUUAGAAAACAGGCAGCUGAUGGAAAGUCAGAUAGGUGAUCUCAUUCUUGCCACAGACAUCAGCCAGCAAAAUGAGUAUCUGUCCAUGUUUCGAUCUCACUUGGACAGAGGAGACCUAUGUUUAGAGGAUGCAAACCAUCGUCACUUCAUUUUACAGAUGGCUUUGAAGUGUGCUGAUAUUUGUAAUCCCUGUCGGACCUGGGAGCUGAGUAAGCAGUGGAGUGAGAAAGUAACGGAGGAAUUCUUCCAUCAAGGGGACAUUGAGAAAAAAUACCACCUGGGCGUCAGUCCRCUCUGUGAUCGACAGACAGAAACCAUUGCCAACAUCCAGAUUGGCUUCAUGACGUACCUGGUGGAGCCGCUCUUCGCCGAGUGGGCCCGCUUCUCCAACACGCGCCUCUCGCAGACCAUGCUGGGCCACCUGGGCCUCAACAAGGCGAGCUGGCAGGGGCAGCAGCGGGAGCGGGAGCAGCGCGCGGGCGCCGCCGCGCCGCGCCUCUUACCUCAGGAAGGGCGCCCGUCCUGACGGGGCCGCCGCCAGCGCCCACGGCACCACCGCGUUAUUUAUGUUCCCAGUUUCCCCUCGGCAGACCUGCUCUGAACCUGACCGGUUUGUUUGUUUGUUUAUUUUUUAACUGCAAGAUCUGAACAUAGAGCAAUAUGCAUAUGCCUCGGUUGGGUUUUGUUUGGAUCCCCGAAUAUGCAAAGCACAGCRGUGACUGAGCCUCGAAGGAACAGUACGACAAUUUCAUUGCACCCUGUUUAUUUUCGUUUUGUUUUCUUUUUGGUUGUUGUAGAGUUUUUUUUUUUUUUUUGGUCUGUUUGUUUGUUUUGUGACAUUUGAAAUAUGGUCUUCAAAUCCAAGACUUGAGAUGGAUCGUUCCACUUUCUCGGACUUGGACAAGACUCGGUGAACGCGUUYGAAGCAAACCUUCCACUCGGUCCCUGUUUUAAUACGGAAAUGUGAAGUGCCCAUCCUCUGCUGCCUCUGGCAAGACUUGAUGUUUACAAAUGUACUCUGAAACUCUUGGUUCUAGACUUCACCUUUGUGCAUGGCUGUGAAGGAACCACUAACUUGGAUUCUUUUUUCUUUUUUUUUUUUUGGAUUUUUUUUGAAAGAAAAAGAUCAAAUCCAAGACUGCAGCUCUUGUUUCUUUGGAUGCCAGAAGAGCCUCCCAUUUGCCGUAAUUUUGUUUGUGCACUGGGAACUGAGCAUUCAUCA